Fusarium fujikuroi IMI 58289 is the source of this 1389-nucleotide messenger RNA. RefSeq lists its product as uncharacterized. The coding region runs from base 1 to 1389 and encodes 462 amino acids. Lineage: Eukaryota; Fungi; Ascomycota; Sordariomycetes; Hypocreales; Nectriaceae. Gene Ontology annotation, molecular function: transmembrane transporter activity. The transcript has 3 exons. Gene Ontology annotation, biological process: transmembrane transport. The record is from RefSeq and is a predicted model, not a curated record.
AUGGCAUCCUCACACGAUGGCUCCGUCAUCAACCAUCCAACCGCCUCCCCCACAAAACCGUCCUUCUUCCGCUCGAUCCCCUUCCAAAUCGCCAUAGCAUGCGGUGUAUCUUUCACAGCACCCGGAAUGUGGGAUGCCCUCGGUGGUCUCGGCGCCGGAGGUGCAGCUGAACCAUACGCCGUAUCAGCCGCUAAUGCACUUGUUUACGGAUUAUUCGCGGCUGUUUGUAUAGCAGCUGGUGCGAUAAACAACAGAAUUGGUCUACGUUAUGGACUUGCGCUUGGAGCCAUUGGAUAUCCAAUUUACGGCGCUGGGCUUUAUACGAAUAACGUGGCGCCAAAGACGUGGUUUUUGCUGUUUGGAAGUGCGCUUUGUGGUAUUUCAGCCGGUUUCUUCUGGGCGGCUGAGGCAGCCAUUAUUAUUGGAUAUCCUAGUCCCAAGGAUCGGGCAUUUUAUCUUGCCAUUUGGCAAACUGCCAAGGCAGCCGGCCCAAUUGUCGGAGGCGCCAUCAAUCUCGGCCUCAACGCGCAAACCUCGUCGAAAGGAUCCGUGAGUUCAGCGACUUACAUUGUCUUUAUCGUCAUCAUGUGUCUCGGUCUACCAAUCGCCUUACUUCUGAGCCCUGCAGAGAAAGUCCAGCGAAAAGACCGCACGCUCGUCGUCGUUCAUAAGCAACCCUCUUGGUUGGCCGAGUUCAAGGCAGUCCUGUCGCUUCUCGUCACCAGGCGCAUGCUUCUGUUGAUCCCUGCUUUCUUCAUCAGCUAUUUUUACAAUGGCUUCAUGAGCACUUGGUUGACGACAUACUUCACCGUUCGAGCUCGCGCCUUUUCCUCGUUCUUUACCAACUUCUCCGGAAUUAUCAGUUCAUUCCUGAUCGCUGGCUUGUUGGACCGUCAGUCCAUUUUCAUCAAGACUCGCGCUAGAAUUGCGUUUGCUUCCAUCAUCUUUAUUCUCAUCGGCACAUGGAUCUGGGCUUCCAUUCUUCAGAAGCAAUUCUAUGAUGCUGAGGAGCCACCUGUCUUUGAUUGGUUCAAGGGCGGUUUCGGCAAGGCUUAUACCCUCAUCUUCUUCUGGCAAUUUGGAGGUCAAGCUUUCCAGCAGUUCUUGUACUGGCUUGUUGGACAAUAUACCACUGACAUCUCCUCUUUGUCUUAUCACUGUGGUAUUCUCCGAGGAUUUGAGGCUCUCGGUCAGACCGUUGCCUGGGCUAUGCAAUCAGAAGGCAACGCCAACCAUUUUGUCAGCAUCGGCCUCAACUUCGGAAUCACUAUCUUGUGUAUCGCACCAACGUGGAUUGUGCUAUCUGGACUCGAGCACAGCCAUGAAAUUACAGUCACAGCUGGUGAAGUGUCCUCAACAAAAGAUCAAGAUCCUGAUAUCAAAGCAUAA